Messenger RNA from Symbiodinium necroappetens, 2367 nucleotides. The record is from the annotation of a GenBank genome assembly. NCBI's taxonomy places the organism in Eukaryota, Dinophyceae, Suessiales, Symbiodiniaceae.
AUGUUGAGAGCAUUCUUCAAGUUCCCCGGGGCCCUGCCUGCAAAGCACCGCUGCUACUUUGCUGCAGUGGCUGGUGCUGGCUUCGUCGGGGCAACGAUCAGUGUUCAGUGUCACGAGCAGUGCCACGAACAAGCCACCAGCAAGGGAGCCAAUGAGGGAAGCAUCAAGCUGAAGAACGGCCGGUCGAUUUUCUUCAAAUCCUGUGGAGAAGGAGUGCCAGUAUUUGCAUUUCAUGGUAUGGGAAGUGCACAUACAACUUGGGACCAAGAGAAGCCCGAACCUGGAAUUCGGCUGAUUGCAGUUGACCGUCCUGGCUAUGGUUCCUCCUCGCCGCCUCCUGCUGGAUACAGCUACAGGCAGUUUGUGUCAGACCUUACUGAGACCGCUGACCAGUUGGGCUUGGAUCGUUUUUGUGUGGCUGGCCAUUCGUCCGGGGGUCCGUAUGCUCUGGCGGCUGCAGCUUUGCUACCGCAGAGAGUGGUUUCUUGCGCAGCCAUUUCUUCAGACCCACCCUACUAUCACCCCAAAGUUCCUGAAGCCGUGCGUCAGGCUGAUGUGUCAGCUCAACCAGUAUUUGGCUUGGUUGAAGAACGGCUGGCGAAGUUGGGCAUAGAGAUCAAGAAGCCGGUGGCUCCUGUGGCCAAUUACGUCCCAUGGCGCAAGACCGGAAACGUGGUCUACAUCUCAGGCCAGAUACCAAAGGAUGGAGAUCUGAUCCACAAAGGGCAAGUUGGAGGUAAUGUGAGUGUGGAGGCAGCGGCUGAAGCUGCAAGGUUGUGUGGCCUGAAUCUUGUGGCACAAAUGCGAGAAGCCUGCAACGGCAAUUUGGAUCGAGUAACAAAAAUUCUGCAAAUUCAGGGAUUCGUAGCAUCUACACCAGAUUUCUCUGGCCAUCCUCAAGUCAUCAAUGGAGUGUCAGAUUUGCUGGUGGAGGUUUUCGGCAAGGAGGUGGGUGCCCACAGUCGCUUUGCGGUCGGCUGCAGUUCCCUUCCACUGGGAGUCUCAGUCGAAGUUGGUGCAGUGAUUGAGAUCGAUGAGAACGCUCCGAUGCCAACACCACUCGGGUUCUACGGAGUGGAUCCUGUAAUCAAGGGACAGUACAUGGCAGCUGGGGCAGGUGAGAAGCGGCAAUACAUCUGGAAGCAGGGACCCUUAGGUUUCGUCACCGACUACACCCUUGAAAGGUUGCCCUGGUCCUUCAAGCUGGAAGAGAUUAGCCAAGGAGAACGGCUUACCAUCUGGGUUGGUGAGAAGGAUAUACCCGUCAUCUUGCAUGGGGCUCCGUUUUUGCAGAACGUCUGGCAGCCGGAGACGGCACGAGCCCUCCACAAUUUCUCAGGAGGUCCAGAUGCUAGAGGGGCCUCGCCUGCGGUCCGAUUGUGGGAUGCCGCCUUGCCGGAGGAGCUUUUCGGGCUGGUCAGAGAGAGCGUGGACGACCUUUGUGUUUGGCGGACAAAGAGCCCGGCAAAAAUGAACACGUUCUGGUUGGAUCGGAGCGCAGAGCCGAGGACGGCUGCAGAGCUGGCAGGGAGAGCGCUGCUGAGGCUGCUGGGCCAGGACCACCAGCAAUAUCGAGGUAUCGAGUGGUGGUGUCGCAACCAGGCGGCGCAGAUGGGCGCUCAUUUCCACUACGAUACCGCUAUCUCAGGCUGUGAAGGAGCGGCGGUCUCGUCAGAGUCUCUUCGCCCAACGCUUUCCAGCGUGCUCUACCUCGGGGAUGUGGGUGGCCCCACGAUGAUCCUCAACCAGGUGGCCGUUUCGCAAGCCAAGCUUUUUCCGCCAAUGCCGGACAGGGGUUGGACAGUCGCGACACGACGGAACAGAUGGUUGGUCUUCCCUGGUAAUCUUUUCCACGGUGCGGUGUCCUUUGGUGCCAACGAGGCCCAGCCGACUGCACCUCGCUUUGUCAUUUUGUUUAACUUCUGGGCGGAACACCGCCCGGCGGCGCCGUCAUGCCAAGCCCCUAACUUCCAGGACUACCGGCCUGUUUGCAGCGUUUCACCGGCCGCACGCCACCUGCUGCCGGACAAUCGGAUUGAAGAGCUGCAGAGACUCGUCCAGGUGCAGAGGAAUGCGACAGAGCUUCAUCCAUCGGAGCUUUGUAGUGCCAAGGAUAUGCCCCAAUCGGUUAUCGUGGAAGAUUUUCCUUUUGGUUUGCCACUGCCUGUCCGGGAGGUGCUUGCAGCAACUGGGAUCUAUGGUGGCUUUCUGUCCUUGAACUUCCAUUCUGCCGCCGCCUCGUUUCUGGAAGGGACAGAGGGUGUGGACAUCAAUGCUUGUUCUUCGGCUGCAAGGGCCUGGAGGACCAAAUUCGACGAAAUAUAUUAUUAUAGGCUUAAAUCUCAAUAUUCGGAGACUUGGUUCUGA